Oppia nitens is the source of this 667-nucleotide messenger RNA. RefSeq names its product Kv channel-interacting protein 4-like. Gene Ontology annotation, molecular function: calcium ion binding. The transcript is spliced from 8 exons. The record is from RefSeq and is a predicted model, not a curated record. NCBI's taxonomy places the organism in Eukaryota, Metazoa, Arthropoda, Arachnida, Sarcoptiformes, Oppiidae. The coding region runs from base 52 to 651 and encodes 199 amino acids.
CGCAAAGUCAGACAUAAUCAGACAUUGAGAUCGAUAUAAGAUGAGUAAACAAUGGACGAGAAGAUUGAGUCGAGGAAGUGCUCCUUCAGAAUAGCCGGUCCACCGAAAGAAAGCUUAGGAGAACUACAAAAAUGCACCAAAUUUUCUAAAAGACAGAUCCAAGUGAUGUACCGGACAUUCAAACAGGACUGUCCGAGUGGUUUAUUACAGGAGGAAACUUUCAGAGACAUAUUUAUGAGAUUCUUUCCUUACGGAAAUGUUAAUCAAUACGCUCAUUAUGUGUUUAAAACGUUUAAUCAGAAUCGCAAUGAAGCGAUUAGUUUUAAAGAUUUCCUGCAAUGGUUGUCCCUACUUUGCCAUGGAUCAGCUGAUGAAAAACUAAAAUGGGCUUUCCGUCUAUAUGACAUCAACAAUGAUGGAUAUAUUACCAGAAAAGAAUUGAGUGAAAUAUUAUGUGCAAUAUAUGCACUGAUAGGUCGUCGCACAUAUCCAUUGAUUGAUGAGCGGACACUUAGUGAUCACUGUGACCGUACUUUUCAGAAAUUAGACGCUAAUAGAGAUGGUGUCGUUACUUUUGAGGAAUUCAUGGCUAUUUGCGCUCAAGAUGAAGCAAUUGCAAGAUCUCUUGCAAUCCUCGACACUGUCAUAUAAAUAGUUAACAAACGCU